AUGGCGACCGUUCCCGCAAAAGUGGAAGUGAAAACCGAGGUCGCUGACAUCGGUGCCAUUGAAGAGGAACUCAUACGGAUAAUUCAAUCAACUAUCGAUGGCGUCGAUAUGGAUCAUCUCACAGCUUUAACAGCCACAUAUUCACCGGUUGACCGACAGAAUGCUGUUAACAAUCUACUAUCUUCUAAACGUGUUGUGAUAGCUCAAUCUCCAGGGGGAGGGUUGAGACUGAAGAUUAAUUUUAAUACCCAACUAAGUGGAGCAAGUGAUGAAGAACAAGUGAUUCACUCAUUGAUUGAAGAUUCCAAAACAAAAGGUAUUUGGAUUAGGGAAUUGAGAGAUGGUUCUGGCUUAUCCCAAAUUCAGCUUCGGAAGGUUUUGAAGUCUUUAGAAACGAAAAAGUUAAUUAAAACAGUGAAAGCUGUUGGAACGACGAAGAAAUGUUACAUGCUCUAUAGCUUAGAGCCCGAUACGUCUCUCACUGGAGGAACUUUUUAUUCGGAUCAUCAACUUGAUUCUGAGUUGAUUCACACUCUAGUUAGUGUCUGUACGGGAUAUAUCCAGGCUAAACGAAAACAUGCUAUGGAAAUGCAUCCUGAUGAUCUAGCGAUGCAAAAAGAGCUAAGCUAUAUAAAAACUCAAGAGGUUUCUGAUUUCAUCAUUGAGAAGAGACUGUUGAACGUAGCCAUUAGCUUAGACGACGUAAAUAGGAUUUUGGAUGUUGCCAUCCUUGAUGGAACAAUAGAACGACGAGCUGAUGGCAAAGUACGAGCAUCAUCAAAAACUAUUUUCUCAUCCGCAAUGGUUUCUGUGCCUUGUGGAAUUUGCCCUGUAGUUGAUGAUUGUAAGCCAGGACAUGUGAUUGCACCUGAGAAAUGUGGAUAUAUGUCAGAUUGGCUCUCAGGGAAAUAA
Molecule: messenger RNA, 912 nt
Organism: Auanema sp. JU1783
Lineage: Eukaryota; Metazoa; Nematoda; Chromadorea; Rhabditida; Rhabditidae
Source: the annotation of a GenBank genome assembly